CUGCAGUGCUGCUCUGAUGCCCCAGUACUUGCUUACGCUGUGAUUUCAGAUAACAAAGACAAGUGAAUUGCGAAACACAUGGUAAGAAACCAAAAGCAACUUGCCUUUAUUGAGUUCUCGAGAACGUAAUCGACCAUUUGGUACAUUAUAAAGAUGCAUUAGGAAACUGGAUAUGGUGCCAAAAGAACUCCAUGCGUUUCCAUGACUCUCUUGGACCCUGACUCAGAUACUUUUGGAUAUAUAUUUCUCUUCUAAGAAGAAGAGUGCAUACUUCAAUUCCUCUCUGCCAGCUCACUGGCAGAGAUCUUUCACUAAGAUCAUGGACCAUUCUAAUAGGGAAAAAGAUGAAAGGCAGCGCACGGCGAAAGGAAUGCCAGGAAGGAGCGGGCACGGUUCUCGACCAUCAAGUUCAUCUGCAUCUUCUGGUGUUCUUAUGGUGGGACCCAACUUCAGAGUGGGCAAGAAGAUUGGGUGUGGGAACUUUGGAGAACUCAGACUAGGCAAAAAUCUCUACACCAAUGAAUAUGUAGCGAUCAAACUGGAACCAAUAAAAUCACGUGCACCACAGCUUCAUUUAGAGUACAGGUUUUAUAAACAACUUGGAAGUGCAGCUGAAGGCCUUCCCCAGGUGUAUUACUUUGGACCGUGUGGAAAGUACAACGCCAUGGUACUAGAACUGCUUGGUCCGAGCUUGGAAGAUUUAUUUGACCUCUGUGAUAGGACGUUCACGUUGAAGACGGUAUUAAUGAUAGCCAUCCAGCUGAUAUCUCGAAUGGAAUAUGUGCAUUCAAAGAACCUCAUCUACCGAGAUGUCAAGCCAGAAAACUUCCUUAUUGGCCGGCAAGGCAAUAAGAAGGAGCACGUCAUUCACAUCAUAGACUUUGGAUUGGCGAAGGAGUACAUUGAUCCUGAAACCAAAAAACACAUACCUUACAGGGAACACAAGAGCUUAACUGGAACAGCAAGAUACAUGUCCAUCAACACUCAUCUCGGCAAAGAGCAAAGUCGUCGAGACGAUUUGGAGGCCCUUGGCCAUAUGUUUAUGUAUUUCCUCCGAGGCAGUCUGCCCUGGCAGGGAUUGAAGGCUGACACCUUAAAAGAGAGGUAUCAGAAGAUCGGGGACACAAAGAGAAACACUCCUGUUGAAGUUCUCUGUGAGAACUUUCCAGAGGAGAUGGCCACGUACCUCCGUUAUGUUCGGCGAUUAGACUUCUUUGAGAGACCAGACUACGAUUACUUGCGAACCAUCUUCACAGAGCUGUUUGAAAAGAAAGGCUACACCUUUGACUAUGCCUAUGACUGGGUUGGCAGGCCAAUUCCUACUCCAGUGGGAUCCGUUCACGUAGAUUCUGGGACAUCUGCAGUAACAAGAGACAGCCACAUACAUAGGGAUCGACCAUCACAGCAGGCCCACCGCAAUCAGGCAGCAUCAGAUCGCCGAGGAGAGUGGGAGAUCCAGCCAAACCGGCAGACGAAUACCUCGUACUUGACAUCUCACUUGGCUGCAGAUCGGCAUGGAGGAUCAGUACAGGUGGUCAGCUCGACCAACGGGGAGCUGAAUGUUGAUGACCCAACCGGGGCGCACUCCAACGCACCAAUAACAGCGCAGGCAGAAGUGGAAGUGGUGGAGGAAGCUAACUGCCUGAAAAUGCUCAACUUGUGGUGCUGCUGCUUCUUUAAGAGGAAAAGGAAGAAGACGGCUCAGCGUCACAAGUGACCAGUGCCUCCUGGGGCCUUGCAGGAACACCACCUGCACCUGCAGCUCCUGCCAUGUCUUACUGGAAGGGGCUUCUCUUUAGGGGGGAGGAGGAGGCAUAGGAGGAAGAGAAAAAAGUGACAUUUUAAACCAAAAAGAGAAGAAAACGUUCCAAAACAAACCACUCUGGGGUGGAUCUGCUGAAUGGUCUCCCUCGUUCACUCCAAGCCUGAAGCUCCUUUUGGGACCAGGACUGUGGCUGGCUCAGGUCUUGGUCGCCCUGGGAGGGGGGGCUGGCUGGCUGACCCUCCUUCCUGUUGUUUACGGCGAAGGCAUCGUUCAUGCAAACCUGAGGACUGUGCUUAGUUCCUGCUCACUUUACUCCCCUCCCUCCCCUGUGCUCUCUGCUCCUCCGUCCUCCUCCCUCCUUAAUUCAAAAAAAAGUACCGUAGGCUUGAUUGGCUCUCGAGAGGGCAGGAGGAUGCAGUCUGGGCAAGAGUUGUGCGGGGGAAAGGCCUGACUGCUGCAGCAGUAAGACACAGGUUCCUUUUUAGGCUCCUUGGGAACAGUUACACUGUAAUGUGCAAGCUGUGAGAAAUUUGCAAUCUACUGUUCCAGUUAGGUUUUCUGGCUACCUUGACACCUCCCUCCUCUGAUGGUAACAGAGCAAUGUGGAUUGUUUUAAAGAAA
Messenger RNA from Struthio camelus australis, 2386 nucleotides. NCBI's taxonomy places the organism in Eukaryota, Metazoa, Chordata, Aves, Struthioniformes, Struthionidae. The record is from RefSeq and is a predicted model, not a curated record.